Molecule: messenger RNA, 440 nt
Organism: Sinocyclocheilus anshuiensis
Lineage: Eukaryota; Metazoa; Chordata; Actinopteri; Cypriniformes; Cyprinidae
Product: nucleoprotein TPR-like
Exons: 3
Biological process (GO): mRNA export from nucleus; regulation of mitotic spindle assembly
Cellular component (GO): nuclear pore
Molecular function (GO): structural constituent of nuclear pore
Source: RefSeq, a predicted model, not a curated record
AAGUCUUUGUGGCCUAUAAAAAGGAAAAAACUGAGUCUGGAAAAGCCCUGACUGAGCAAAGCGAGAAACUCCAGGAUCAAGUGACUGAACUCCGCUCUGAAAACACCAAGAUCUCCACACAGCUGGAGUUCACCUCCAAACGGUAUGAGAUGCUCCAGGAUAACGUGGAGGGCUACCGUAAGGAGAUUGCCUCUCUGAAUGAGAAGAGUCAGAAACAGGCUGCAGCAAUUCAGCAGAGUGAACAGACCAUACACACCCUCAACCAGGACCUCCGAGCAGCAGCUGAGAAACUCUCCAUUGCUGAGUCUGAAGCAGAGAACCUGCAUAAAGAGAGAGACAUGUUGAAGAUGGUGGAGAUCAGACUGACCCAGGAGAAAGAGUCCUUCCAGGCCCAACAGCUUGGCCAAAACAUGCUGCUGACCAACCUCAAAUCAAUACAG